GACAAUAGCCCAGAUGAAUAUAAUUAUUAAAUUGUCACUAAGGUCAGAUUAUAUGCUGAUACAAUCACUUCCUUACACAGUGACUGCUACCAAUUUUAUGUAGAGGUGAGAUAUUUGUAUUAUGCAUUAUAAAUUCUCUGCUUUCUUUCUAAAUGGUCAAUUAUUAAUAGAUAGUGUAUGUGUGUGUGAAGUCCACUGUAAUCCCUUUAUUAAAUGUUCAAAAGCAUGUAUGUGUAUGGGGGUGAUUUUUUUUUUUCCUAUCUUAAGCAUAAAUUUGAUUUAGACCAAUAUUAGCCUGUUUAAAAUAACUGAAAAUACUCAGGUAACUCAUUAGUAGUUUAGUGGCUCUUUGUCUAUUAUGCUUCUCUUAAAGAUAAGAUAUGGGGUUAUAAAACUGGUGUCUUGUUAAGAGAAGUAGUGUGUGUGUAUACAAUAUAAAAGCAGAUAAGCAUACGCAUUCAAUCUAUGACAACAUGACUGUUUGCUGUUCAGAUAUUCUACCAAAUUUUCAAUUACUGGAAGCAGCCAGACCUUGGUAACUAUGAGAUCCCCUUAAAUUCAUCAUUACCCUAAGGAGAACAUAUCGAGUUGGGUACUGGACCAACAUGCGUUCUCAAAAUCCGGAGUCCCUAAACUUUAGUUGUUUAAAAUAUUUUGAUAAUUAUUUCAAUAUAAUUGGUUUUUUCUUCCUUUUUUUUUUUUUUCAUAAACCAAUGCUUUUUAUUUUAAGCAUUUUAAAAUAUUAUUCUGAGGAGGGGGUCCACUGUCUUCACCAGAGUGAUCACGACAUUUAAAAGAUGAAAAAAAAAAAAAAGUUAAGAAUCCCGAGAUUAGAUCUCUAGUCUUUUACGUGAUUAAAUACUCCUAAAGAGUGCUUCGAGUAGUUGCAAGGCACUCUGGAAGUUGUAGUCCGGAUACAUGAGUUCCAGGAAAAGAGGAGGAGGCUCCAACGGUGGCCGGCGUGGCUCAUUUUUCCCUUCAGGUCCCAGUUCAGGUUCAUCUGUCUGCAUUCAGGUUCCUCAACCAGCUCAUUCCCGUCCCUAAGGAGGAGCCAGCGCCGGGCCGAGGAACCUGAUUGGCUUCGUUUUGUUUCCCUGUCCUUCCUGUGGUUUCAAUAAAGUUUUUUCGCCCUCCUUUUCCCUCUCCAAGAUGGCGACUUCCCUGUUGCCCUGGGUUACUCUGCGGCCCCUGGUACAGAGCUGGGUGCGGGGUACUUGCACCUUGUGGGGGGCUCGGGUAGUUGCAGCCGCCGCCGCCUCCUCCGCCCCUGCGACCGCCCCCGGGAGGCCCCCUCGGAAAGCUUAUACAGUUCAGACUGCAGAAAAUGUGACUCCAAAUACUCCAACAGAUGCUUUUUCAAAAGCUUUGGCUGUUUGCACUGGUCCUUUGGAACACUAUGAUUUCCUAAUCAAGGUUGAUGAAAUAAAGGACGAUGAACACCAGAGAAGAGUUGUACAGACUCUGCAGAAGCUACAUGAGAGCCUUAAAGGAUACAGCAUUGAAUCCAGAAGCUUUUUUUCAAAGGUUUUUGCAAAGAGAAAACCUCCAAAAGGCCUCUAUAUCUAUGGAGAUGUAGGUACAGGAAAGACAAUGGUGAUGGACAUGUUUUAUGCUUAUGUAGAAAUGGAGAGGAAAAAGAGAGUCCAUUUUCAUGGCUUCAUGCUUGAUGUACACAAAAGAAUACAUCGUCUUAAACAAAGUUUGCCAAAACGGAAGCCAGGGUUAAUGGCCAAAUCAUAUGAUCCUAUAGCUCCUAUAGCUGAAGAAAUUAGUGAAGAAGCAUGUCUCUUAUGUUUUGAUGAGUUUCAGGUCGUUGACAUUGCUGAUGCCAUGAUUCUGAAACAGCUUUUUGAAAAUCUGUUCAAAAAUGGGGUCGUCGUUGUGGCAACAUCCAACAGGCCACCUGAAGACCUCUAUAAAAAUGGACUCCAGCGGGCUAACUUUGUGCCAUUCAUUUCUGUUUUAAAGGAAUAUUGCAACACAGUUCAGUUGGAUUCUGGAAUAGAUUAUCGGAAAAGAGUACUUCCUGGAGCUGGAAAACUCUACUACCUCACAAGUGAAGCUGAUGUGGAGGCUGUCAUGGAUAAGUUGUUUGAUGAGCUGGCUCAAAAACAAAAUGAUUUAACUAGACCAAGGAUUCUAAAAGUGCAAGGCAGAGAGCUGAGGCUGAAUAAAGCUUGUGGAACCAUUGCAGACUGCACAUUUGAAGAGCUGUGUGACAGACCUCUUGGAGCCAGUGAUUAUUUGGAACUAUCAAAGAAUUAUGAUACAGUUCUUUUACGAAACAUACCUCAAUUUACACUGGCCAAAAGGACCCAAGCACGAAGAUUCAUAACUCUCAUUGACACUUUUUAUGAAUUUAAGGUACGUCUCAUCUGUUCCGCAUCCACUCCUCUGUCAAGCCUAUUUUUGUAUCAUCAUGAUGACAGUCAGUUGGAGCAAAGCAGAACACUGAUGGAUGAUUUGGGGCUGAGCCAGGAUUCAGCUGAAUCACUUUCUAUGUUUACUGGAGAAGAAGAAAUCUUUGCAUUUCAACGCACAAUCUCCCGACUCACAGAAAUGCAAACUGAACAGUACUGGAAUGAUGGUGAUCGAAGCGAGAAGUGAUUUUUACUUACAAAUAAUUAGAACUCAAGGCAAACACAGAUGUAUUAAAGGGAAAGCCUUAUUAUGGAAAUUAAACUAAUUAUUUUUUCAUUAAUGAAUUGAUAUGUUGUGCACUUUAUCCUUUGGACCAUUAAUCCUCUAACUCAGAUUCCUGAUAUCACAGAAUUCAUUUAUUCAUAAAUCAAAGCAAUUUUUACAGUUUUAUAUUUUUAAUAUUUAUUUUGCCCUUUGUUCCAUCAAAAAAAAGAUCUGUCAAUGCUCUUAAAGGUAACAGACUUUUUAGCUAUAUCUUAUACAUAAAGCUGCAUGAAUAUGGAAUUGGUUCCUGUUCCAUGCUGGUAAUAGUUAUAAGAAUAUGUCUUUGAUGAAAGAAAAAGCCACUUACAAAAGUAGAAAUCUUCAUACUAAAUUCAGUCAAAAAGUGGCAAUAAAAUCCUGAGUUUAUGUAUCUGGAUUAUAUUAUACUUGAAUUGUAAUAAAUCUGUAAUUACCUUAAA
Antechinus flavipes (yellow-footed antechinus) is the source of this 3104-nucleotide messenger RNA. It is a transcript of the gene AFG1L, whose product is annotated as AFG1 like ATPase. Gene Ontology annotation, cellular component: mitochondrion; cytoplasm. Gene Ontology annotation, molecular function: ATP binding; ATP hydrolysis activity. The record is from RefSeq and is a predicted model, not a curated record. The transcript has 13 exons. Bases 1150 to 2607 code for a protein of 485 amino acids. Lineage: Eukaryota; Metazoa; Chordata; Mammalia; Dasyuromorphia; Dasyuridae.